This is a messenger RNA of Blumeria graminis f. sp. triticale, 357 nucleotides long. Lineage: Eukaryota; Fungi; Ascomycota; Leotiomycetes; Helotiales; Erysiphaceae. The record is from the annotation of a GenBank genome assembly.
AUGAAGAAAUUUUAUGUAGCAGAUACCAAAUCUAGCAGCAGCAAUUAUCAAUCUCUCAAAAAUCUCAAUACUGGCACACCUCAAAAUCAUACGCUCAGAUACACCCAAAGUGAACACAGUCAGCGACGCAUCUCACAGCUGGCCAAAAUUGACCUGGUGGCAAAACGGCACUUUACCAACUCUUCCAUCUUCCGCAUCGACAUUAUGAGCAGUGUCUUUGCCCUCAUUACAUCAGAUGAAGAUUCACAGGCCUGUGAGCGCGUGGAAUUAGUGAUGGAUGAAGUGGUAGGAAUACGAUUCUGUCGCAUACCUAUUCCCGUACGUCAUUGGAACAUUCGAGUUAUGAAACAUAAUUAA